Betta splendens (Siamese fighting fish) is the source of this 1328-nucleotide messenger RNA. RefSeq names its product SH3 domain-containing kinase-binding protein 1. Gene Ontology annotation, molecular function: protein binding. The coding region runs from base 338 to 835 and encodes 165 amino acids. NCBI's taxonomy places the organism in Eukaryota, Metazoa, Chordata, Actinopteri, Anabantiformes, Osphronemidae. The record is from RefSeq and is a predicted model, not a curated record. The transcript is spliced from 5 exons.
CAGGGUUGAGGUGUCUCCGGUCUGGUUUCCUGUCUGGGCCGGUCCCUUUCGCUGUGUGAGGAAGCGCUGCUGCUCGCGUCCAGCUCCGCUCUGUGCUGCAGUGGAUUAGGCAGCUGCAUUCAUUUAAAGGUAGUGCAGCGAGCGCGCAGGAGCCUCCGUCAGUGUGCCAGUGCCCGGGCUUCACCAUGCAGCGCAUCUACAUGCACAGCAAUGAGCACUUUGAAGUCUUCACCACCGUCCUCGCCCCAGUAGAAAUGACUGUGGUUGAAAUGACCUUUGUGCUGAUUCAUUUCGAUGAUUAACAGGGAGGUAUCGAUACAGAGCAGAAGCUGAAAAGAUGGUGGUGGUGCACAGCUACAGGCCCCACUGGCCCGACGAGCUGGAGCUGUCUGCAGGUGACGUCAUCCUGGUGCUGUCCAAACAUGAGGAGGGGAGGUGGUUCGGGCGGCUGCAGGGCGGCCAGCGGGGCUACUUCCCCGCCUCCUGUGUGAUGGAGCUGAGCCAGGUGAACCUCAGCACCAAAGGCCUCCAGAGAAGCGCAUCCGUAAAAAGCUCAGCAGCUGACAAUGAUUCAGGCCUACGCGCUCGAUAUGGAAAUGGACACAUUCUGCAGGCCCUCAGGAGGGGGAGCCGAGGGGGUGGCGGCGCGGGGCCGGAAGGGGGCCGGGGUGGGAGCGAGGGCCCCUUUCUGGUGCGGAGGCCCCCGGUGCCUCAGCCCGCGGCCUCCCAGGCUCCGACGCACAGAUCCCCCAGCCUGCUCCACAGGAUUCUGUCCAAGUGCCGGAAAAAGAGCGACCGCCAGGGCGCCACCAACGGGGCCUUUGAGAGCGACUGAGGGGUCUCCCUCUGCGUGUGGCGGUGGCCCAGAUGCGGCCGCCGUGGAGGGCCUGCUGCAGGAAGGCCGGCGGCCGAGCGACGGAGCUGCUGGAAUGCAAAGACGGGUCAUUAAUAUCCUAUAUUGCAGCAUUUUCCUGUUGCCAUAUCAGCUUUCUCUUAGAAGCUAGAGGCCGAAUGAGGAAUGUGCAUGCACGCCCCCGUUGGUGAUGUCAGAGAAGGUGUUCGGCCUCUCAGAUGAGAUGCACAGCACCUGCUGUGACACCAGUGAUGGUGGAGCCGCCGCUGAUGUCUGCAAAUGCCAAAUAUGCUUCGGAUAUAUCAAAUCAUUGCAACAUGCUGUGUGUAUUUAAAGCAGUAGCAGCAGUCUGUGGCAACUUGUGAACUAACGCUACCUAAAUGAAAUGAUGUAUGCACAGCAAGUCGUGUGUAACUGCAUAAUAUGCAAUGCGUUGUUGAUGUUGUGGCUAUAAAACCAGCAAACCCUCCCUGUC